This is a messenger RNA of Argiope bruennichi, 5078 nucleotides long. RefSeq lists its product as uncharacterized. The coding region runs from base 232 to 1449 and encodes 405 amino acids. The transcript is spliced from 6 exons. Gene Ontology annotation, biological process: DNA replication, synthesis of primer. Gene Ontology annotation, cellular component: alpha DNA polymerase:primase complex. Lineage: Eukaryota; Metazoa; Arthropoda; Arachnida; Araneae; Araneidae. The record is from RefSeq and is a predicted model, not a curated record.
GCGCUUUAUAUUAAACCUCCGAAAGGAAAUAUUGGUUUCAGCAAACUAUGCGAUUUUGUGAAAAGGAGGAUAAUUUUUCUUUCUUUUUUACAAAGAAAAUCCACACAAGAAAUAGCGCAUAGUAUUGAUCAAGAAAUAUUUGCCUCUUGCUCAGAAUGUCUGAUUGAAGACUCUUUGAAAGACAGAAUAUCACACUUUGUUCUCAGAUUGCUUUGUUCUACUGAUGCAGACAUGCGGAGCUUUUUCAUUCAAAGCGAAACAAAUUUAUUCAUUUAUCGCUUAGAAUUUUUUGAAUUAUCAGAUAUUAGGAAAAUCAUGAAGGAUGCAGUAAAAAAAUGCAUUGAAGUUUGUACUCAUUCUUUUAUCAUCAAACCUUACAGAAGUAUUCUAACAUCUUUAAUGAUGAUUGCUGAAGAUUUAAACAGUGGCUUUGAAAAAAAAUAUGUAAAAGUUCCAUUUGCAGCUGUUUUAAAAUUUGUUGAGGAACGCGCAUUUCCACUUAAAUUCGGAUAUGUUGAAGUACCUCUAGAUUCAUUAAAACACCUACUUGCUGUAGUUUUUGAAGAAAUUCUCACGCAAGGACUAAAUCAAAUCAGAGCCUCUGACUGUAUGCAAGAAUUAAGAGAUCCUCGAAUAUGGUAUAUGCAUAAAGAAAUUAAACGUUUAUUCAGAGCUAAUGUGAAAUCUUCUCUCUUGAUGUCAAAUAACACUCUAACAGAAAAAAAUUUGGAUAAAGAAAGUGAUAAUUUCCCAUUAUGCAUGGCCAAUUUACACAAUUUACUUCGUAGUAAUCAUAGACUACAGCACACUUCAAGAGUGCAAUACAUUCUCUACCUAAAAGAAAUUGGGGUUCCUUGCCAGGAAGUUAUUAAUUUGUUUAUGAAGGAAUAUUCGAUUCCUGUGGUUAAUAAACAAAUACGUAAUUCUAAGACUUGUGAUCAUUCUUGGGCUGAUAGCCAAAAUCGUUAUAUUUACAACAUAGAACAUUUAUAUGGCAAUAGAGGUUCAAGAAAAAACUAUAGAGCACAUACUUGUCAUGCUCUACAAAAUUCUGGGAACUCAUCUGAUGGUGGAUGUCCUUAUGCUUGCUUUGAUGAAAAGAAUUUAGAAAAGGUUUUGAGUUUGUGCUCUUUUGAGGUUAAAGACAUUGAAGAUAUAAAAUCAUUAUCUUCUGCAAAGAAAUAUACUAAGGCAUGUCAUUCUAAUCUCUUAAUGAAAAUAAAGAGCAUUUCCUCCAAUAUUCAAGUAGAUAAAGAAAAAAAUGUUGCACCAAAUUUUUCAAAAAAUUUGCCCUGUUCUGAAGACAACAAUAAGGUAUUAGUUCCAGCAUCUGCAUUAAACUCAAAUGGACAAGUCUGUCGUGACAGCCUUCUUUGUGAGUUAUCCAAACCAUCGGAUUUCUACUUUUUUAUAAAGAAUUUGAAAUUUUCUGCUAUAUGUUAUAGGUAAAUGGAAGUGUGUGUUAUUAAAAAUUGCAUUCUUUUGUAUAUUACACAUUUUAUUUUGCAUACUACGCCUCUGGUGUCACUGAAAUUGAUCCCAUUUAAACUUAUUUCAAGUGUUAUAGCAAAAUUAUUUCAGAAAGAAUGAAUGAUGAAUAGCAGAUAAUUUAACAUAAAAUGUUUCUCAACAUUUUUGAGACCCCUUUAUAGGUUUAUCAUUAUCUAGUUUCAAACUUAUAAAGCCAUUUUGAGUUGUAAAUUUUUUAUAUAAAAAGAAUUAUGUUGGGUUUGUAGUUCUAAUCUUAUUCACUCUGCUCUACUGAAAUUCAAUUUAAAUUAUACCAAAUUCCCAAUGUCUCUCUAUUUUGAUUCAGUGAGAAAGCAAAUUCAUCUUAGUGUGAGAAUCAAUAGAAAAGCAUGUAAAGAAUCCAAGGUCUCUUACUAAAUUAAUAGUUGCUUUUAUUAUAUCAAAUGUAAACAAGUAGUAAUUUUUUUAAAAAAUUUAUGUCAAUUCCUAGUUUCGCAAGAAUUGAACUCGCAUUCUUCACCAUGUGAAAAAUACUGAAAUCCUUGCAUUUUACCGAUUGAGCUACUGCCUGUUGAUUUCAAUUUUCAUUACAAACUGCUAAAACUCUAUUUAAAGUAUUAAAAAUUAAUUAAAUUUAAUAAUUAAUGAAUUAAUAUUUGAAAAAACUGUAUUAGCAUCAAGUGUCAUCCACUACAAGUUUUAAAAAAAUGUAUUUGAACUUGAGUGGAUGAAUAAAAAGUAUUUUAUUAACGACUGAAAAUUUGAACAAGAUAUAUAAAUAUAUAUAGGGAGAGUGUGAACUUAUAGUAGGAAUUGUAAAAAGGAAGGGAAUUGGAGAAUGGUGUUGCAGUUUGGAAAUGGCAAUAUUCAAAACUAUCAUCUUCCUUGAUUUUUAAAAUGAAUAAUUACAGAAUUGUAUAGAUUUUUAUGCAUCUUUUAUUUUUUCAUUACCAUCCUAUAUGCUGUCGGGGUCAUUAGAAUGAUGAUCGUUAGUGAGAAAUUUCUGUAUUGGGUAAACUUUGAAUAUAAGGAUGAGAGUUAGAAUGUUAAGUUUGAUAUAAUCGAAUAAAAGUCUGAAUAAUUUCCUUUUUUGUAAAAAGUUUGUUGAUCUAGAAAUGUUAUCUUUGUUUGAAAUUCUUUUGCAUAACAGAAAAAUCGCCUAAGCUAAAACUUCAAAGUUUCUUUGAUUUACUAGUGAAGAGAAUUUGCUCUUUUCAAGAUAAUUCUUUGAAAAUGUAUACAAGUAAUUUUUCCGAAUCAUUUCCAGUGUGAAGUAAAUUUUGUGUAUGUAUGACCCAAAUAGUUGUUGUUGCAUCAGAUUUAACAACUUGUUUGCAUGACUUUGUCAUUGAAUCAUAUUAUAAAAAAGAAUUAAUUUAAGUAAUAUAUACCUAUAUCAUGAAUCAGAUUUUGCAGUAUUAUACAUUUUAUUUAUGCACAAAAUAUGAAUUAUAUUAUAAAAUUUGGAACAAAAUAUAAAUAAGCAGUUACCAGAACUCCAGCUAAUAGAAUGAGAUGGCAAGAUUAAUAUUAUACGUUAUUUAGUUUUUUCUACAACGAAUGGGAAACCGCCAUUUAAUUCAUUCAUAUAUGUGCUAUGUCUGCAGAAAUGAAUAAUUUGAAUAAAAUCAGGACAGAAAUUUGAAAGUUUGUUUCAAACUGUCAUUAUUGUAAUCUCUACUUUUUUUUUAUUGCCCCUUCAUUUCGAAUUAACAGAUAUCUGGUCAAAUAAAAAAAAAAUAAUUCUAUCCAGCUCAUAUACAGUCAGUCUCAAAAUUGAGUAUACACUUGAAUGUAUAAAUUAAGUUUCUACUUAACAGACUAAAUUUUGCUUUAAAGAAAUUGUAUUUUUUUUAUGAAUGAUACUCGGAAUCAUCACCUACCACCACAUGAAGAAAAAAAUUAGGUAAAAAAAUUAUUUUUAUUUAAAAAUAAAUAAAUAAAGCACAUGAAAAAGAAUGCCACAAAAAUGAAUAUACAAUUUUAGUAAUUUUAUUAUAAUAAGUAAAUUAAUGUUUAGUUGCAAAACCUGCCUUGUAAUCGCUUAAGAAGGGAGGGAUAUGACCAGUUUUUUAGUUAUUUAAAGUGAAAUUUUGGCCCACUCUUCCCUUAAGAUUUUUGUCAAAUCCUCUUUAUUUGUCACUUCACGUUCAUAAAUGAAUUUCUCCAACUAAGACCAUAAAUUUUCUACAACAUUUAAGUCUAGAAAUCGGGAUGGGGUUUGUAGCUGUUACUUGCAGUGGUAUAACAAGUAUAACAUAAAAAUACUCGCAGUAUGCUUCAGAUUGUUGUCCUGCUGAAAGAUGACGAGGCUUGACACUAGUCCUAAUUUAUCGACACUUUUUGUACUUUUUGUAAGGUAUUCUUUAAAAUGUCAAGAUAUAAAAGUCUAUCAAUGAAAAAAAAAAAUCUUACUCCGUUUGUUGCCAUACAACACGAAACGAUGAUAGAUCUACCCCCAUACUUAAACAUCUUUAUUCUGUUCUUAUCCUAUUCUUUUCCAAUUUCCCUCCCAUAUAGAUUAAAUUUGGUUUCAUCAGAAAAAAUAGCACAGUUCCAGAACUAUUCCGGCUUUGAAAUAUAUUCUUUUGCAAAAUAGAGACUAUUUUUUCUGUUGACGCAACUAAUGAGUGGCUACAGUAUUGGAGUACGACCAUGAAAUCUUGCAUUAUGUAAAACACAUCUAACAGUUUCAGCUGUAAGUUGCUGAGUACAUCGAUGAGGCAAGUUCUAAAGUUUUUAAUUUUUCUUUACUGACAUAUAUUCUUCCUCUUUGCAGCAAUGCUUAAAAUUUCUUUACAUCCCCUUCCUGGAAUCUUGGCAAUAAAUCUAGUUCUACAAUACUUCUGUAUUAUUUUUUGGACACAACCAUGACUUUUCGCAAUCAACGAAGCUAUUUCUUGAAGAUAUUUGCUAUCUUUCGACCACUUAGUAACUAAACAAUGUACAUUAAAAGUUUCCCUCCUAGAAUUCAUUGCAAGGGUUUUUAUGAUGAAAAAAAUAAUUGCAUUAGUAAAGAAAUUAUAUUGCGCUUAUAUGCUUCGAGUGCAACUGUAGAAUGCUUUAAAGAAAAUUUUCAUCAGAAAAGUGGUGAUUAACUGUCAAAUUCUGUAGGUGUAUACUCAAUUUCGCGAUUUCAAAUUAUAUGUUUACCGUAAGAAAAUUGUUAUUAAAAUAUUCUGAAGACUUCAUAUUUGUUUUUUGAUGCAACAUAUUUCUUAAGAUACACUAUAAUGUUUUUGUAAAUAUUAAGCUGUAUUUUGUAUUACAUUGUUAUAACUUUAAAGAAGAGAGUGAGUGGUGUAUACUCAAUUUUGAGAUCCACUAUAUAUUAUCAUGUACCAAUACAUCAUUAGGAAAUAUAUUAUUUUUUGACUUAAUAUGAUGUAUUCUUCAUUAGAUGCCUUUGUUUAAAAUAUUACUGUAGAAAGUGUCAUUAGAAUUUUUUAAUGAGAGUAUGAAAAAAUGAUUUAAAAGUUUUCUAAAAUUCUUUGUUUUUAUCUUUAAUUAUAUAGUUCUUUAUGAUACUGUUCCUCUACGAUACUCGCAUACUGCUGAAAAAUACCUUUGUAUCAUUUAAUGUAUAUUUAUGAUUUUUAUGGAAAAAU